Molecule: messenger RNA, 1944 nt
Organism: Candoia aspera
Lineage: Eukaryota; Metazoa; Chordata; Lepidosauria; Squamata; Candoiidae
Gene: EBP
Product: EBP cholestenol delta-isomerase
Exons: 5
Coding region: 124-813 (229 amino acids)
Biological process (GO): cholesterol biosynthetic process
Cellular component (GO): endoplasmic reticulum; membrane
Molecular function (GO): cholestenol delta-isomerase activity; C-8 sterol isomerase activity; steroid Delta-isomerase activity
Source: RefSeq, a predicted model, not a curated record
UGCUAGGAUUUAGAAAACAGAAGAAAAGCUUUUGCGAGUGAAACGUUGGGUGGAUCAUUUUCUUCCAGAAGAAGAGGACGCCCUUGCUUUUUCACUGGCUUAACACAAGCUUUCUCGAGUGCUAUGGAAGCAAAGCCUGUUGUUGUCCACCACCCGUACUGGCCUCGGAAUUUGGAGCUCCAAAAUUACGUCCCAAAUGAUCGACCCUUAUGGCAUAUGCUGACAUUCUUAUUCUCUGCUUCAGGAACUCUCCUGAUACUGGCUUGGUUCAUAGCAGGCUGGCAGAACAAGAGAUCAGGCCUUUUUGGAACCUGGCGCUCCUUGGUCAUUUGCUGGUUUACCAUCUGUGGUUUUAUUCAUGGUGUCAUUGAAGGCUGGUUUUGCCUCUACUACAUGGAAAUCCCAGGGGAUCUAUCUUUUCUCUCACAGCUCUGGAAGGAAUACGCCAAAGGUGACAGCAGAUAUAUCAUAGCUGACAAUUCCAUAGUUUGUAUGGAGACCGUCACUGCCUAUCUUUGGGGUCCCCUCAGUCUUUGGACUGCAGUAGCAUUUCUUUCAGGCCAGUCCCAUCGAUAUGUGCUGCAGCUAGUGGUGUCACUGGGUCAACUAUAUGGAGACAUUCUGUACUUCUACACUGAAUACCGUGAUGGCUUUUGCCAUAGUGAGAUGUGGCACCCGCUCUAUUUCUGGUUUUAUUUUGUCUUCAUGAAUGGCCUGUGGAUUAUCAUUCCCUCUCUUCUCAUCUGGGAUGCCUGGAAACAUCUCAGCGCUUGCCAGAGAGUAGUGGAUGCCAGCAAGUUCAAGGAACAUUGAUCUCUUGCACAGAAGGUCAUAUUGGUACUUCCAGCCAUUCAGAGGUUGAUCUCAUACGUUAUGCUCCUCCUCCUGUCCCUCUGCACUUGUCUAGAUAUUUCCUGUGGUUUCUCCCCCGUUCAGGUUUUAUAUUGAAUUGAUAGACAAACAGCACCAUUGAUGGUGGCCAUUCUCUUCCACUUCUUUAAGUGUUCAUAGCUCUAAGGUUAAGAUUGCAAUUUUGUCUUCAUGUGACUUUGUGGUCAGGAGGUUUUACUUCUAAAUAAAUGUCAUUAGGGUCAGGUGGCUCAGCUAAUACUGUCUUCAUAGUAUAAGUCAGUGUUGAACAGAGCACUGCUACAGACCACGUAGCUUUGUUUCCCUUGAUACCUGGAGCUAUGAUCGCUUAAGCCUGCAGUGAGAGCCCCACAUCUAGUAUUCAUACAACUGGAAUAUGGAGGCUAUGCAGGAAACAUUCAGUCUCUUUCCUGUUCUCAGCGUAGGACCAAGCAGAAGGUAGCGUUACAGGAGUUCACAACUUGUUCCUGUCCAUAUAAAGGGAUUCAACUACUUGCCGUGAAGAUUUUUUCUUCCCAUGUGGAACAAAUAGCUAGCGACUGGCUUGAACUGGGAACUGUCACUCAAGAAUUACAAAUGCUUUGAGGUAGGACAAAGAAGCUAUUAGAUCUCCACACCUGAGCUCUGUCCCUAGGGAACUGCUGGAGUAAGUCCUUAAGGGUGUAGUGGAAGAAUAGUAGAAAAUACUUUGACAUCACCUGUCAUGUUCAUCGUUCCAAUGUACUGAAUACAUCGUAACGUUUCGCAUGUCAUUUUUUUGAUCCGUGUCUCACGUUUGCUGGGAGGGGAUUUUCAGCCAUGCCAGGCUGUAAUCUCCUUACUGUAACUGAGGAAUGUAUGUUUGGGUUAUUGUAUGUGUUCAAGGUUACUUUCUCAGGCUGAUGUGCGAUGGUUGCCAACACCUGGGAGGGGGUGGUUGCUAAGGGGGAGCUUGGGCAGGAUCAGGUUUGAAGCGAGGGUUUUUAGUUUGUAUUUGGCGCGCUGUUGCUCAUUCUCAGCUUUCUUUGUAUUUGCACACUAUUCUUUCAGUAAAACAGUUAUCCUCAAGCACCUGCUUGUGAGACUGAGUCUGUU